CAGCUGCGAGUUCGUCGCCGCAGUGUUUGGUAGUCCUUCUUAUGGACAUCACGUUCUACUCGACCGACCCAUGGAUAGGAUAGAUCGUAAAUCGUUCUAACGCGUUUCUAUUACCUAAAAAUAAUAAUAAUAAUAAUAAUAAUAAUAAUAAUAAUAAUAAUAAUAAAUAAUAAUAAUAAUAAAUAAUAAGAAUUAGUGGAUUAUAGUAGUUCGUUCAAGUGGAGUAUUUCGUAGAUGAUUUCAGCGGGGAUCGUUAAAUCGACGACGUUUCUUCGUAGGCACGUCGUCGUUAUUCUACUUGUUGUAAUAGUUGUCAUCGUCUUUGUCGGAAACGUCGACAGAGGAUAAAUACGGAGGAGCGUCGAGAUGUGAAGUCGCAGUCGUUGGAAGCGAUGUGGCUUCCAUUCGUAUUGCUCGCCUUGAUGGCGAGCGGUUCCGCUUGUCCCGAUCUUUGCAUCUGUCAACAAGGUGUCAUCGUCGACAGGGAUUCGCCGGUAUUCGCGGAUGUGACGUGUCGCGGUCGCGUGCCGGAAUUAUCGGACUUACCCGAUAACACGAGGAGAUUGUCCGUGGAGGAAGCAGAGGAACACGAGGUAACAAGUUUUUUGAUCGAGCUCGAGACAUCGAAUUAUCUCGAGUCAAACGCGACGUCCUCGACGACGACUACAACGUCAACGACGUCAACGACGACAACGACGACGACGACGACGACGACGACGACGACGACGACGAACGAGAGCCGAAGCGCUCCUAUCGAGACGGCGCUCCCCUAUUUGGACGAAUUGACGAUGACGAACUGUUCGCUGACGUUCUUAAACGUCUCGUGGCAUGGUUUUGAACGACUACGAUCGUUAAAUCUGUCGUACAACGAGCUAGCACACUUGAGUGACGCGCGAGUGUCGAGUCUCAUCGGUUUGACGUGUCUCGAUCUAUCGAAUAAUUUAUUGAAGGACGUGAACGUCGGCAUUUUUAGGACGCUCAGUGAACUGGCGCGCUUACAUUUACGACAUAACGAGAUCGCGAUGGUGCACGAGGACGCGUUUCGCGGCUUGGAUCGUCUCGAGUUCCUCGACUUGUCGGAUAAUAGGCUAGCGGACUUACCGGAUAGCGCCUUGACGCCUCUUUACUCUCUUCAAAAGUUAGAUCUCAGCGGUAACCAACUUCAAGUCCUCGGCGCGAGAUGGUUCGAGAGUCUCGAUAAACUUCGAGAACUUGAUGUCUCAAGGAACGGUUUGGCAAAGGCCGCUUCGGGAACUCUGCAACCUUUACCAGGACUAUCGGUUUUGAGAUUAGCGGAAAAUCCUUUGGAGGAGAAGGAUGUGUCUCUCUUACUCGGAACCGGGAGAAGAUUAGAAACAGUGGACGCUUCGCGUACGGGUCUUGCAAGAGUUCCAGCAGCCCUAACCAGAUCCGUUAGAGCGUUACGUUUAGCCGGCAAUAAGUUGACCACUAUCAGAGGCGGUGACCUCGACAGUUAUCCUCUCCUACGAAUGUUGGACAUUUCCGAUAAUCGUCUAACUGAGAUCGAAGACGACGCUUUAGGGCGAUUGGAAGUGCUCGAAGAGCUUGAUGUUUCUGGAAAUCUUUUGACCAAGACUCCCGGAAGUCUACCUAGUAGCUUAACCAUUCUGAACCUCCGGCGAAACGCCAUAACCGUUUUGAAAGGAAACGAUUUCCAGGAACUUCGUAAUUUGAGAUCUCUCAUGUUGAACGAUAACGAUAUCGGUCAAAUCGAAGUUGGGUCAUUCAGUCAACUGGUCUCGCUAAAUGAACUUGAUCUGUCCGAUAAUCCUGUCAAAGCGUUGACUGUUAAUGCUUUGAGUGGUCCAAGUAAUCUUGCCAAGCUUCGUAUUUCCGGAUUAACGUCCCUUCAAGAAAAAUCCCAACAACAAGGUGACAUGGCAUUUCCCGUACAGACACCGGAAAGACUCAUUGUUCUCAAUGUUUCGCGAAGUCCCGUUCUUGCCAGACAGUUAUUGACGGACGACGCUGCCCUAUCCGCUUGCAAAAGUCUCCUCGAAUUAAACCUUUCCGAGACGAAUCUUACGACCCUUAGAUCCGAUUUGCCGUACUUGUUACCGCAACUUCGUAUAUUACGACUAACUGGAAACGAGUGGAAUUGCACGGAGGAUCUCUACUGGUUAGGGCAAUGGUUAAGAGAGCACAAAGGGCAAACCUACGAUCUCGAAAUCUCUCAAUGCGCAGCUCCCGAGGAAUUAUUAGGAACUUAUCUACACGAUCUACCCUCACCACCCAUAACACUUUCCACGUUGAUAUCGACCAGUAGAUCGACCCCAUUGACCGCAUCGCCGAAUCUUCUCGUACUCGACCGAACUUCAAACGAAACGAUCGAUUCCUCUUUCACGUCUUACUCUAACGAUAUUAUCAACGGAUUCGCGAAUAUCACGGAGUCAACUUUCGAAACUAACGAAGAGGAGGAGUUUGCUAAUUAUUCUAACUUGGUGAAAACGACAACUCGCGAAGUUAUCAGUUCAACGAACGAAAUGGACGUCAAAUCUGUGGAAAAUUCAACGAUAAAGACGACGAACGUACCUCCCGUUUACGAGGCACCGACGUCCUUUAGAAACAUAACUUCGCCGACGUUAAAAGGUACGGACUUGAGAAGAAAAGACAAUAGCGUUCAAAAUUUACGGCGCAAGGUAAAAGGAAAGUUGAUGAUCGAUAUGAAAGAAGAUGACAAAGCUACAUUUUCUUCCAUCAACAUUAACGUCCCCGAAGCAAAAGGCAAAACUGAGAAGAGCGAGAAGAUGAAAAAGUUUUUAACGAAUUCCAGUAAAGAUUUGUCUCCAUCGUUGAAGAUAUCUAAGUUUACAGAAUAUCCAAGGAGUGAGGAAAAGACUAUGACGACGACGACGAUGACGACGACGAAGACGAAGACGAAGACGACCAUGUCGGAGAAGUACCUGACGAAAGAAAAUAACUUGACGAAAGAAAAAUAUGUAUUGACUAACGGGAUAGUAUCUAAUACGAUAGCAGAAGAAUUGAACGGUCGUGCGACCGAUUCUGGUACUCGAUUGUCCGAACAAUUAUCUGGCGCUCAUCCCGGAAUGUUGAUUCUCGUUGGUGCUGCUUUAGGUGCGGCUGCAGCUUUGACCGUAGUUUUAUCCAGACGUGCUACCGUUCGUCGAAGAGAUAGAUACCAUCGUCACGAAAACAUCGAAGUUCAUACGUUAACACCGAGCACGGAACUUUGGUGACCAGAAUCGGAGUGCGCCAGACUCUUCGAAAGAGACAGGCGACUUGAGGAACAACAAGAGAGGACGCGAGAAUCGAUACUCGAACGAUCGAGGAAAGUUAUUCUUGCCGAAUAUCUCAGGAAGAUUCUCAAGUAAUCUCGAACAUGUUGCCUCGGUAUCGAUAUCGUGAAACUCCAACGAUUUAUAAACUUUACUUACUUCGUCGACUCUCUUUCAAAGAACUAAGAUUACUAUCUAUGAGAUCUGUUUUCAAAACGUAUAACAUUUUCGAACGAACGUACCCUAUAGACGGAUAUUUUGUCGUUCGAUUCGAUCGACGCCAUUCGAUCUUGAAAAACGUUUUAUCACAGGCAAAGAAUAAAAACAAAAUACGAUAUGUAUAUCAAGAAUACGUUUUUGAGAGAACGUUCGAAACUACAUGAACAAAAUGAAAGUCUAAAUAAUUUCAAGACUUGACUCAUCGAUACUGGAUUCGUAGAUAUUCGAACACAACAUAGAAGAACAUAAUAUUAUAGUAAGUACGAGUUACGUUUGUUGAAAAAGUUGGAAAACAAACUGUGUAUGCAGGUUUUGCGAAAGGAGUCAUAAAAAAGUGUUAAAGAAAGAUAGAAAGAGAGAGAGAGAGAGAGAGAGAGAAGGAGAGAGGGAGAGAGAAAGGAAGAUAAAGAGAGGAUAAUAGAGAAGGACCUACGAAAGGGUAAGUGAACGCGCGCGCACGCGUGUAAAACAAUACACCGAGAACACUUACGUCCUGUCUCGUUUCUCAACGAGAGAAACUACGUUGACGUUGGUGACGGCGCGACGUUGAAAACCGAACGCAUGAAACGGGCGACAGAGAAAGUGACAAUAAUCAUAUGACGAAGGGAGUGUGUCGCUCGGGUUACAAGCUCAACUUACUUUUGUGGUGCACUGGGGAAAAUGGACUCCUUGCUAGAACGCAAGUGAGUGCAAAAAGGAAAUAAAAAAGGAAAGAAAAGAAAAGAAAAGAAAAGAAGAAAAAAAAUAAAAAGAAAAAGAGGCAAUAACGUUCGGAGCGCGAAAUAGAAGAUGAUAGGCGUGGUAGUUUGAAAAUGGACGAUGAUGGCGGUCAACAAAAAAGAAAACCACGGUGGCGAAAUGUGCUUCGUAUAAUGGAACGAAGGCGAGUGCUUAAAAAAAGAAAAAAAGAAAGAAAGUGAGAGAGAGAGAGUGUGUGUGUGUGUGUGUGUAUGUGUGAGAAAGAGAGAGAGAGAGAACUAGAGUUGCUCGAAAGAACUUUUAUCGAGCGCUGCAUGAACGAAAAAAAGCAGUGCAUUUGUAUGUAUGUGUGUAUGCGUGAAUGAGAGAGAGAGAAAGAGAGAGAAAUAGAAAGGGUUUGCUUGCGUGUUCGGCUACAAAUAAAUACGUAUAUACGAAUGCGAGAAAGCUCGGAGAGUGAGAGAGAGAAAAAGCUCAAAUACGAAACCAUUAUCGGCGGUGACAGCAUCGAGUGUACUGAAA
Messenger RNA from Polistes canadensis, 4697 nucleotides. RefSeq names its product insulin-like growth factor-binding protein complex acid labile subunit. Gene Ontology annotation, molecular function: protein binding. The coding region runs from base 393 to 3218 and encodes 941 amino acids. Gene Ontology annotation, cellular component: extracellular matrix. The record is from RefSeq and is a predicted model, not a curated record. The transcript has a single exon. Lineage: Eukaryota; Metazoa; Arthropoda; Insecta; Hymenoptera; Vespidae.